AUGGCACCUCCAUCAUACAGCGAUUUGGGCAAACAGGCUCGCGACAUCUUCAGCAAAGGUUACAACUUUGGUCUGUGGAAGUUGGACCUGAAGACCAAGACCUCGUCGGGCAUUGAAUUCAAUACAGCUGGUCACUCCAACCAGGAAUCGGGCAAGGUAUUCGGCUCCUUGGAGACGAAAUACAAGGUUAAGGAUUACGGUCUGACCUUGACCGAGAAAUGGAACACAGACAACACGCUCUUCACUGAGGUCGCGGUGCAGGAUCAGCUGCUGGAGGGCCUUAAACUGUCGCUGGAGGGCAACUUCGCUCCACAGUCUGGCAACAAGAACGGCAAGUUCAAGGUAGCCUACGGUCAUGAGAAUGUCAAGGCUGAUUCCGAUGUGAACAUUGACCUGAAGGGACCCUUGAUCAACGCAUCAGCUGUCUUGGGCUAUCAGGGAUGGUUGGCCGGCUACCAGACCGCAUUCGAUACACAACAAUCCAAGUUGACCACCAACAACUUUGCCCUGGGCUAUGCGACCAAGGACUUUGUCCUGCACACAGCCGUGAACGAUGGCCAGGAGUUCAGCGGCUCAAUCUUCCAACGCACUUCGGAUCAAUUGGAUGUGGGUGUGCAGCUGUCGUGGGCCUCUGGUACCAGCAACACCAAAUUCGCCAUUGGCGCCAAAUAUCAACUGGACAAUGAUGCCAGCGUUCGCGCCAAGGUCAACAAUGCCAGCCAGGUUGGCUUGGGUUAUCAACAGAAGUUGCGCGAUGGCAUCACCUUGACGCUGUCCACAUUGGUCGAUGGCAAGAACUUUAAUGCCGGCGGUCACAAGAUUGGUGUUGGCUUGGAAUUGGAAGCCUAAGUUAAAUGAAAGACAAGUCAGUAGCCACAGCAACUAUACAUGCAAGCCAGCAAAAAAUGCAUAUAUAAUUAUAUAACGCCAGCCACCACAACAACAAACAAACAACAUAAAGUGCAGUAACAACAACAAACAAAAUAAAAUUGUAAAACAAAAAACACACAAGAGAAUCUUCAUGUUUAGCACCUAAAAUUUAGUCUGUCAGCUGUUCCUCCUUCCCCCUUUCGCCUCUGGGCCACCUAAAGAAGUCACCACUGCCAAGCGAAAUGACCGUUGGGGGCAAGGCAGGGUGAAGGAGGGCGGCUGGCUAUUGGCCACGGGUUGUAGUUUUGUUUAGUAAAUUGCAAUUGUGUUGUUGACAAACAGAGAAAUACAUACAUACCUAAUUAAACUAAACAGUAAAAGAAACAAUUUCAAUAA
Scaptodrosophila lebanonensis is the source of this 1266-nucleotide messenger RNA. RefSeq names its product voltage-dependent anion-selective channel (gene porin). The transcript is spliced from 3 exons. Gene Ontology annotation, biological process: monoatomic anion transmembrane transport. Gene Ontology annotation, molecular function: voltage-gated monoatomic anion channel activity. NCBI's taxonomy places the organism in Eukaryota, Metazoa, Arthropoda, Insecta, Diptera, Drosophilidae. Gene Ontology annotation, cellular component: mitochondrial outer membrane. The record is from RefSeq and is a predicted model, not a curated record. Bases 1 to 849 code for a protein of 282 amino acids.